UGCCACAUGGCCUCUCUGGCUUAUUAAGAAAAAACGGUAACCUAGCAGCGGGAACAAGAAGGCGCAGAAGUCUGUGUCACUUCUUUUAUCUUUAUGGAGCCCGUCGUCGAAACCGAACUUACAAAAGAUACAGCAAGCAAGGGCAAGUUAAUGCCUGAGCUGAAAUGGUCGCAUGCAUAUACACAAGGCUUUGCGCCUGUCGCAAAAACACGAUCUUCAAAAGUCAUUGACAUUUACUACGAGAUGCAUGGCACUGGUCCGAAGAAAAUUGCAUUGCUCAUGGAUACCUGAAAUACUUAAUAUUUGAUUAGGCAUGAAUGCGCCUUGUCAAGCUUGGGACUAUCAGACUUGCUACUUUGGUGCAAUGGAUGAUUAUACUGUGCUUAGCUUUGAUGCCCGAGGUGUAGGCUGGACAGGGGGAAGUUGGGACUUUUACAACAGUACCGAAUGGAGCUUGGACUUUAUAGAGCUGCUAGACCACUUGGGAUGGACGCAAGACGUCCAUGCUGUAGGUCAUAGUGCAGGAGGACAGGCCUUGAUGAAAGCACUCUUGCAAAACACGGUGCCCAACCGUUUCCGGUCUGCGAGUCUAUUAAAUACCACGAGUGGUGGGCUGCGACCCUUGGCCGGACCAUGGGCAAUUGUUUCAAACCUAUUUGUCAAGGAUCCGCGGGAACAAAUGAUACGACUCAUGCGCGUCAAUUACACCGAGUCUUGGCUGAACGCCAGACCAGAUGACGAUGUCUCCUAUGAUACCAAUAUGGACAAGUUGUGUGCACGAAUGGAAGAUAGAAACAGCAGAAAUCGUCCUCAAACGAUCGGGUCAAUGAUAAGCCAGGCCAUUGCCUCCUUACGCCAUUGGAUGCGGGAGCGAGAUUUGGAAAUCAUCAAAGAGAGUGGAUUGCCGAUACUUGUAGUCAGCAUCAUAGCGAGUAUCUUUUUGCCAAGCUUGAGCCGUGGAAGUUUGUAGUAUUCAAUGACACAGGGCACGGUGUGCCUACAGCAAGAUAUGACGAAUUGAACAAGUUGCUGGAAGAGUUUUGGCAGCAUGCUGAAAAGCAACAACGAGACCAACGGGAGCAGUAGUAGUGGCACCACUGCAACAAUAACAAGCAGGAA
Molecule: messenger RNA, 1119 nt
Organism: Zychaea mexicana
Lineage: Eukaryota; Fungi; Mucoromycota; Mucoromycetes; Mucorales; Lichtheimiaceae
Product: Alpha/Beta hydrolase protein
Exons: 8
Coding region: 314-970 (218 amino acids)
Source: RefSeq, a predicted model, not a curated record